AUGAGGAGCUACGACCCUUCAAUGGAAGGCAGGAUGCACCCAAAAGCUCCGAAGAGACCCAUGUCGGCCUUUCUACUAUUUUGCCAGGAGUACCGCCCCCAGCUCAGGGCAGACCACCCCAACCUGUCCCUGGUGCAAGAGUCCCGCCGCCUAGGAGCCAUCUGGUGCGGGCUCUCCAAGAAGGAAUACCAGCGGUUCGCAAACUUGGCUGCUCAGCUGCGAAAAAAAUACCAUAAGGAUGUGAAGAAAUACAAGAAGGCGGCUAAGAAGAUCUCCCUGCGCAGGGAGAGAGUGGCCGGGAAGUGGCGCCGGGAGGAGGAGGAAGAAGACUCCUACAACUCGGAGGAAAGCAUGGACGACUAG
Molecule: messenger RNA, 363 nt
Organism: Suncus etruscus (white-toothed pygmy shrew)
Lineage: Eukaryota; Metazoa; Chordata; Mammalia; Eulipotyphla; Soricidae
Product: high mobility group protein B3-like
Exons: 1
Coding region: 1-363 (120 amino acids)
Biological process (GO): regulation of transcription by RNA polymerase II
Molecular function (GO): DNA binding, bending
Source: RefSeq, a predicted model, not a curated record